This is a messenger RNA of Achroia grisella, 1747 nucleotides long. RefSeq lists its product as uncharacterized. Gene Ontology annotation, biological process: regulation of transcription by RNA polymerase II. Lineage: Eukaryota; Metazoa; Arthropoda; Insecta; Lepidoptera; Pyralidae. The record is from RefSeq and is a predicted model, not a curated record. Gene Ontology annotation, cellular component: transcription regulator complex; nucleus. The coding region runs from base 1 to 912 and encodes 303 amino acids. The transcript has 3 exons.
AUGUCGCUGAGUGUGUCGGGGGAGGAGGGCGGCGGGGGCCGGGGGUCGCCGGCGGAGGGGGCGGCGGGGGUCGCGGGGGCCCCGGGCCGGCCCGACGGCUGCGACGUGGGCCGUAUGGUGGACUCGAGCCAGGCCGACGACCGCAAGAUGAUCCGGCUGGUGCGCGAGCGGCGGCUGCUGUACGCCCGGAACAACAUGCCCGUGGCCAGCUUCCACUCGCAGGUGAAGAGGCUGUGGCAGCAGGUGGCCAACGAGAUGGGCUGGAGCGUGGCGGAUGUACGGCGGAAGUGGUCCCACAUCCGCAACUCGUACUCUCGCCACCUCCGCAACGAGAUGCACGGCGCGCGCACCGCCCGCGGGCGCACCGUCUCGCGCUGGUACCUCGCAGACGAGCUCGAGUUCCUCCGGGAGCACAUGGCCACUGACACGCGGCCGUCGUACCCCACCACGUAUGCGCCGAAGUUCCUCGAGAUGGACCUAUCGGAGCAGACCCCAGCGACGCCCACCGACCACGUCGACAUCAAACCCUUCAUCCAGAACCCGUGGUUCUCCCUCAGUACAUCGCAUAUGAACACGUCCUUCGAGACCAAGACAGAACCAUACAACCACAACGAAGACAGCACCAGCUCAGCCUUCGAGCCGGACGAGAACUCCUCCUACUUCCAAUUCUUCCGCGGCAUCCACAAUGACUACUUGGAACUGACGCCGAAGAACCGGAGGCUUUACAAGAGGCAAUGCUUGAAUUUUCUGCAUGGAUUGUUGGACAUGCAGGACAACCAGCUCGGCAGCAGUUACGAUCAGAAUGAUGCGAUGAACCUUUCUAACUCGGUGAGCCUGAGCGACGAGGAACCGGAGCGGAAGGUGUGCGUGGUGGAUAACGUGGAGAGUUACAACAUUGUGCCCGGCAACUAACUAACGGCCGGCACACGGUCAUUGGUGUACUGACGUAACAGUUCCUUCGUUUAUGUACUUUUAAUGUUAAAAGAAAGUUCAAAUUUGUGGGUUUCCUAAGCACAUUCCUAAGUUUGGGAUUCCUAAAUAGUACAAUAAGAUUUUUUUUUGUUUAUACUUUAAAUGAAAGAGGAAUGACUAUAUUCCUAAAUUCCUUGCGAGUUUCUUAAACACAUUACUAAGUUUGGGAAAUCAUGAAUGGUAAAAAUAAUAGUUUUUUUUUGGUAGUUCAUACGUUAAUAAUUUUUAUUCAUAUUUUAAAAGAAAAGAUGAAUGACUAUAUUCCUAAAUGGAAUAGAAUAGAAAAUCAUUUAUUCAAAUAAACUUACAUUGAAGCACUUUUGAAUAGUCAUUACAUUUUUUUUAAUCUACCGCUCAUUCGGAAAGCUGUCUCAUCACAAGAAGAACGAGAAAGAAACUUGCGUGUUGCUCUUUUAAAUAAUUUUAUUGUUACUUUACAUUUUUAAGUUUAAGUGUGUGAAUACAAAUUACCGAUUAGCACUAAUGAAUUUGUUAACACAGGAAAUUUACAAUUUAUGGUUAUUUUACUACAAAUAGUUACAUUUUUAGAACACAACAGGUGAAUGCGAGGAUUUAUAAGAAAUGCUUGUUUAUAUAGUUCAAGUGAAUUUACAGAACCGUCAGAUGAAAUUCGAAGAAUAAUAAAAUAAUAAUAUCUCAGGACAAUUCACACAGCGCCAUCUAGUCCCAAGCUAAGCAGAACUUGUGUUAUGGGUACUAGACAACUGAUAUAAAUACAUGGAUACAUUUUUUGUAAAUAAAUACAUAUUGUACA